Penicillium olsonii is the source of this 930-nucleotide messenger RNA. Lineage: Eukaryota; Fungi; Ascomycota; Eurotiomycetes; Eurotiales; Aspergillaceae. The record is from the annotation of a GenBank genome assembly.
AUGCCAUUCAGACAGGCGCUCCAAGGAAUUUUCGAUAAAGCAGACAAGGCUUGGGAUGAGCUCACCAACAACUCCCCCCAGGCCUCCCAGGCUGCCCCACCGCCUAUCCCAACAUCCAGCAAACCACCACUAGGCUAUCAACAGUCGCAGCCACAAAUCUACUGGCGACCCAAUCUCCAUCCUGAAGCCCCUGUGUCCUCCAAUUUUUACCACGAGCAGGGUCAACAUGGAUGGGGCAACAAUGAGGCACAAAAUUAUAUCGACAGUCCGCAAAACUCAUUCCAUUGGGGAGAUGCCGUGAUUCUACGCGCUCUGAUCAACCAUGGGCAUCCAGAUCCUGCUCAGAAAUUUACCAGCGCUCGACUGUCCAGUCACCAAACCCUUGACCGAUCACGGGGAUGCCUGUCGGCCAGAAUCACGGCCCCGGUGGCGCGCGGUAUCUGGCCCGCCUUUUGGCUGCUGCCUAAAGAUCCCUUCAAAUGGCCCGAGGAUGGCGAAAUGGAUAUCAUGGAAGCUUGGAACGGCGACGCUGUCAAUCACACUUGUCUACACUGGGGUCAUUUCAACGGCGAGGACUGGAACAAACAUCGCGUUCUCGAAACCCCCAUUCCUAAUAUCACCUCGCCGUCGGGCGUGAGAUACGAUUUUAUUUGGGAUGAGGAUGAAUCUACAGGAGGAGGCCGUUUGGUCUGGUUAAUUGAUGGAAUGCCUAUCAUGAGAGCCGAGAAGCCGCCGGGAACGAGAAAGAUGAGUGAGUUCAGAAUCCUCAUCAACAUCGCUGUUGGCGGAAAUGUCUGCCAGGGCACCAUGCCGAGCGACGGAUGCUACGAGACAAUUGUGCGUGAGUUGGCUAUGUGGGAUGCGCCGCCCGGAGGUUGGGAAAAUUUCGAGAGACUCUGGAGGGAUUCCAAGGAUGGAAAUACCAUGUGA